This is a messenger RNA of Symbiodinium natans, 567 nucleotides long. The record is from the annotation of a GenBank genome assembly. Lineage: Eukaryota; Dinophyceae; Suessiales; Symbiodiniaceae.
AUGGGGACCGGAGGAUAUCUUCAAGAUAUCUGCAGAACCUACCAUGGAUACUGGAAUGCUCAAAUCAUCAUGAUCGAGGCUCUCCCUGGCGACGUGGUUUCGAAGCCAACAACCGUGCAGACGUUCUUCUAUGGGCUCAAGCCCAGAUACCCUCCUGGACAUGGGCGCACCCUCUACGCGAACUCGAGCAUCGCCGAGCGGCUGGGCGCCGAGGUGCCUCACACCACGGGGGACGACCGGCGGGUCUGGGUGCCCAUGACGAAGCACGUGGCACGACGUAUCGAGCAGAGGUAUCCGAAAUGGUUCAGCUUCCUCCGCUCACACCGCAAGGGCCGCUACUCAAGCAAGCUCGGCUCCUGUGGGACUAGCGACAGCGAGAAGGAAAACAGUCCAGAGGAGGCCCUGCAAGGAAUCUGGUGGUGGUAUCUGACUUCGCAUCCGCAUUCUGGCACUCGACACUAUGGCACUCUCUUCAAGGAAACGCAGCUGGGGGCGAAUGCAGAAGAGUGGCAGACGCUCAUGAAUGAUCCGGCCGCUACCAUUGUGAGAUUUGGUGGCAGUUUUUGA